UUAUGGGUGUCAUGCGUGUAGUGUAGUCAUGUCAUCAUGCGCAUGUACAUGUACAUAUAGGCCCUACAUCACCAUGCUUGUAGUUGUACAUGUACGUUGUUAAUGUUACUUCUCAUGAGGACUGAUCGGGCUUUAGUGUUUUUUGGACAAAUCGUGCAAAAUGGCCGACGUUGCCGAAAAGGGUACAAUUGAAGAAAAACCUGUGGAACCUGCACAAGAAAACACCUACACGAUAAGGCCGAAUUUUAUGCACAAAUUUCGCCCAGUCACUGCUAAGGAGGUGAUUCAUAUUGUCUUGAAUGAGAUCCUUGGUGACAAACAGUAUGAUGCUGAGGAAACUACUGCAUGGUGUAAACAGAUCAGUUGUCAAAUUAAGGAUAAAUUGAAAGACCUUGGAUUGGAUAGAUAUAAGUACAUUGUGCAGGUGGUGAUUGGAGAACAGAGAGGAGAGGGAGUUAAGAUGGGUUGCAGAUGUUUCUGGGAUUCAGAUACAGAUAACUAUGCACAGGAUAUCUUCAUGAAUGAUUCCUUGUUCUGCGUAGCCGCUGCCUUUGGUGUAUUCCACUAUUAGAAUGAACAAGCUGACCUUGAUUCAUCGGGUCAACAUCUAAGGAGAGAGAACCCUUGUGCGGGGCAACCCUUUCUAGGGUCUUCAUCCUUCCUCUGUCAGUACUGUUGGAUGCCCUUGUGACCGAUCUUUAACCUUCAGACAGUUGACUCCAAGGUAGUCUACUACAACAGUGGUUUAUGUUCUCCAUUUUAGCUUCAUUAGUUCUUUUUAUGGUAGCGCAACUUAAAAAUGUGUCAUGAGACGAGUGGUAUAAAGUGCAGGCAACUAUGUGACAUCGCUUUCAUCUUACAUAACAUUCUCUACUCCGUGUUUUCUUGGGUUUUUCAACUGCUUAGUUUGUUCUGACUUGACAGUUUUUAAACCAUCUGUCCUUCAGGGAGCGGCCUGUUUCUGUGGUACAAAAAGGAUGUACAUAUGUUUUAGUUUGGGUGAAAUUAUACAUGUACUUUAUAGAAAGUGACUAGCACUGCAAUUUACAAGUGCUAAAGAGAAGGGCAAUCAGUUUAUCAACCCCCAUGAUGCAGAGUCAGGUUGAUAAAUAGUUUAUGUGAAUAAUGAACACCUCCAACUAGAAAUACUGAGGAAGAUGAGAAUCAAAUAUAUUUCAUUAGAAUUCCCUUUAUUUAAUACCAGUUCACAGAACAGUGGAAUAUUUCAUAGUGUACAGAUUAGUGAGGUAACAAGUACAUGUAUGUAGUAAACAGUUCAUACAAAAAUAUAUGCCCUGGGAAAAAAAAGUUAAAUUGCAAAAAUGGCUAAGUUUAAAAGCAUUUAAAAGGAAGUGGAGGUAAUAGGCUUUUUAUUCUUAAGUACUAUUCAAAAUAAAGAAGCAUUAAAAAUGACAUUGUUUUUCAGAAUACAACUGCAAGACAGGAAGUACUUCUGCUAUUUUGCUAACUUCUUAUCUAACGGGCAGUAUAUGGGUAGAUGUGAAUACAAGAUACCUUCAUGAAGCUAUAAAAUGCUUAUUCCAUAAUGGCAUUGUUCCUUCUCUGUGUUGGGUUGAAUAUGAGAAAAAAAUUAAAUUGCUAUGCAGCCUCUGUUUCCAAAAUACAAGUAUGCUGAGAUUGGCAAUGCCAAAACCCAAAUA
Molecule: messenger RNA, 1661 nt
Organism: Acanthaster planci (crown-of-thorns starfish)
Lineage: Eukaryota; Metazoa; Echinodermata; Asteroidea; Valvatida; Acanthasteridae
Gene: tctex1d2
Product: Tctex1 domain containing 2
Biological process (GO): microtubule-based movement
Cellular component (GO): cytoplasm; cytoplasmic dynein complex
Molecular function (GO): dynein intermediate chain binding
Source: RefSeq, a predicted model, not a curated record